This is a messenger RNA of Fusarium falciforme, 1863 nucleotides long. Its product is annotated as Zn(2)-C6 fungal-type domain-containing protein. The record is from RefSeq and is a predicted model, not a curated record. The transcript is spliced from 2 exons. Gene Ontology annotation, biological process: DNA-templated transcription. Gene Ontology annotation, molecular function: zinc ion binding; DNA binding. Bases 268 to 1863 code for a protein of 531 amino acids. NCBI's taxonomy places the organism in Eukaryota, Fungi, Ascomycota, Sordariomycetes, Hypocreales, Nectriaceae.
GACAACGAUGGCACCUCAGGUGAACAUUGUCAAAGUCGAAAGAUCAAGUGUGAAAGUCUACCUGGCCAGGAUCAAUGCGCGCGAUGUGCGCGCCUUGGGCUGGCAUGCGUCAUCAACAAAAGCCUGCAAACCCUCCUUGACGACGAAAACGAUUGGAAGAAGGGGAUAGAGACGCAGGUUCAAGAGCUACAGAAGGCAAUCGCUCAAGUCCAGCACGUUUUAAAUCUACCACGACUGAACAUCCCUGGCUUUUCAACCUCCAGUGAUAUGACCGCGGAUGGUCACAGUGAGUCGUUGCGACUGCCGCCUCCGAGACCAGAAGCCCGAUCAGAGGCCAACCCUGACUCCUCGUCUGUGAGACCUGGCCAUGUCACAGCCAUGACGAGGCAGAAUUCUGCAGAUGAAGCGCCCCAGGGUCGACAUGAGGAGGCCAUUCUCAACACUCCAAUGGCAAGCCUCUAUGAGGUGACCAAGCUGCGAAACAUCCGUAGCAACCCCGCCGUCUUGCCCACCGGUGGGACGCAGCAAUCAGAUUUCAUCUCACAAGGAAAGCUCGGACUCCGGGACGCCGAGGCUCUCUUCUCCACGUUUCGCGAGACCCUCAACGCGUAUCUCUGGGGUGGUCUCGCCUUGGUUCACACUACCCUCGAGGCAGCCCGGGCCUCAUCUACGAUUCUAACGGCUGCUGUUCUGACCGUGACUGCACUGCACGUUCAUGACGGUGCUGCCGCGUUUGACAUCUGCUAUCCCAUAUUUCUUGAGCUCACGAGCCACUCGAUCUUUGCUCGAUACCACACUCUCGACGACGUCAGAGGUCUCUGCAUCGGCGCAUUCUGGCUCUCCGAUGUCAGCUGGAAGUUAUCUGGCCUCGCUGUCCGUAUCGCCAUCGAGCUGAAUCUCCAUCAAUUCACCACCGAAUCCUUCAGGAACGCCACAGCCCAGGAGUUCGAGAAGGCCAGACUAUGGUACCUCCUAUAUGUUUGCGAUCACCAUUUCAGCAUCGCAUACGGCCGGCCUCCGAUGAUAAACGAGAGUGGCAUAAUCACCAGUCAUGAGAGUGCUCUCCUAGCACCAAUGGCAACAACUUCUGACCUGCGACUUCACAGCCAAGUCAGUAUUUUCAUCAUACUCAGUCGAAUAUCGCAAACAUUUGGCUCGGAACGCUCCAAGAUGAUCGACGACAGCGAGUUUAGGUCUCUUCGCCAGUACGAUCUUGAACUGGGCCUUUGGCGGGAUCAUUGGGAGCAGCUGCUGGUCCCGGAUCAGCAUGUGUCCCAAUAUCCUUCCAGAGGAGUUGUUCUGCACUAUCAUUUCGCCAGGCUACAACUCUUCUCAGUAUGCCUCCGUGGAUUAAAGCCAUCCGAGGAGUAUACCAUAUCAACCGAACGACGAGACUUUAUCAACAACGCCAUCCAGAGCGCCUUUUCCGCCUUGAACCUGAUCCUCGACGAUCCAGACAUGCGAAAGGCCGUAUUGGGAAUGCCUCUGUAUCUCCUCACAACGAUCACGUAUGCGUGCCUGUUCCUCAUCAAGCUGCAAUCCCAAUGGACUCCAGCUCAACUCAACAUUAGCACUACGGACGUCGUCAAUGCUGUGGAGAGAACAACGACCCUGCUGCACAAUACGCAUCACUGCGAAAGACACGUAAUCCACUACGUGAAAACGGGACUCAGCAGCAUGUUGAAGACACUCAAGGAGUAUUCUGUGCCGGAUGGGGAGGAUCAAAGCUUUCAGGACGCAGGAAUGCAAUGGCUUGAGGGUACGGUCUGGGAUGGAGAGGACUGGAAGGCUUGGUUUAAUGGGGAUGCGCUAGAUCCAUCAAGCAGUAUUCUCGACUUGUUAAAUUACCAGAUGACACUAUGA